This is a messenger RNA of Sporothrix brasiliensis 5110, 1494 nucleotides long. RefSeq lists its product as uncharacterized. The transcript has 2 exons. NCBI's taxonomy places the organism in Eukaryota, Fungi, Ascomycota, Sordariomycetes, Ophiostomatales, Ophiostomataceae. Bases 1 to 1494 code for a protein of 497 amino acids. The record is from RefSeq and is a predicted model, not a curated record.
AUGUCGGAGGACGAGUCGCCAAGGACCGACGCGCACGCCUCUGUGCCGACCGCGCUCCUACCAUGGCAGAAGAAGCCCCGGUUCAGCUGGACGCCAGCCUACGAGACGACUUUUUUCCAGUCGCUCUGCCAGUCUGUUCAGCUGGGCCUUCGCGAGAACAUGAGCUUCAAGCCCGAGGCUUGGAACCGCGCGCUGGCCAUGCUGCGCGAACAAGGCGCGUAUCCGACAAAGCAGCAUUUGAUCAACAAGACGGACAAUGCGCGCAAAAAGUUUCGCCUGUGGCGCGGCCUUAUGGAGAACCCACAGUUUACGUUUGACCCGACCACGCGCAUAAUUAAAGGAAGCGACGACGCAUGGACGAGCCAUCUGGAGAAAGAGCCUCUCGCCCGCGCGCUUCGCGAGCGCCCUUUUGAAAAUGCCGAGUAUCUCGAGAUCCUGUUCCCCGAUGUCGUCGGUUCCGGCGGUCAGCCCAAGCGCGUCACGAAGCCCCGCAGAAAGGGCCCUGACAAUAUCCCGGGCGGCGAGGCACCACCGGGCACGAGCAUCAUGCGCCUUGCAAACGGCCCAGUCGUUGGCAGCAACACAGGGGCGACACCCCAGCGGAACAACUCCAGCGCUAUCGUCCCGACCGUCAACUCUACGCCAGUUCCUGUUCCGACAGGCGCCACUCCCCAGUCGCGCCAGCAGGGCAACGCCAACUCCGCACAGAACAGUGCGAGCGCACAACAAAUACGCCCGACGCUGCAGAGCACACCGAACACAGCUACACAGUCCGCGUCCGCGUCGAACUCGGCGAUCCAGCCGCCACCAGCCCCGACCCAAGCAGGCGGGUUGCGACAGACAGGGGUAGGUGCCAUUGGUCGCGCAGGCAAUGCGGCGGCCUUAACACCCCCGGAUGAACCCAAUGGCAACAGGAACAGUAACAAUGCGGUUGGCCAGGGCCAGAAACGUUUCGCGCCCGGUGGCGACAGCAACACACCGGCGGCAACGACGGCAGCAUCCAAACGGAGGCGCACCGACGGCAGCGGCAACGCCAACAGCGCAGCGGCCCGGAACCGCGCCGAAUCGCAAGCAAAUGCAGCUGCCGCUGCGUCAGCCACGGCCGCCGCCACGGCUGCUGGUCAGACCCCGGCUGGGUCGCGGCUGUCGUCGUUUAGCGAUGCCAUCAUUCCCCUUGGCACCGGCCGGCAGAGCUCCGGCAGCGGCGCCAGUAACAACAGCGCACGUGCAGACGGCAUCACUAACCUUCUGGGCGAUGUUCUGUCCAAGUACGCCGCCGCUGCAACCCUCGCGUCGACCACACGAUGGCCUGAGCAGGCCAUGGAGAUUUUUUUCUUGGAGUUUGCCGAUGAGGAUAUGGAUCUGCAGCUUCGCAUCGCUGAGAAGAUCUUGACCGACACGAGCAAGGCCGUAAUGUUCUGCAAGAUGCCAGCCACGCUACGGAAGCACUGGGUGAAGCGACUGCGCGAGGCCAUCAGCCGCCAGGGCAACUAA